GCCUGCUGCAAGGUUUUCCCGAUUUCGGGGCAAAUUCCCAAAUUCCACACAUUUCUUGCCCUUUUGAACAAGUCAGAAUUCAGCGUGCACGCCAAGUUGGGCUUUCUAUUAUUCCUUUAAAUUUAUCUCACCUAUAAAAAUACCACCCCCACUCACUCGCUUUCCUCAUUCGCAUUUUCCCCAAACCCCUCACCCUGACCUUUCUUUCUCUCGAAACUUCAUCUAGGUUUUCCUCUUUUAUUUUCAGACUUCUCGGUGUCUCGUUGUUUUCGGAUCUUCAGGAUGCAGAUCUUUGUCAAGACUCUUACUGGAAAGACCAUAACUCUCGAGGUGGAGAGCUCUGAUACUAUUGAUAACGUCAAAGCAAAAAUACAGGACAAGGAGGGAAUUCCCCCAGACCAGCAGAGGCUUAUCUUUGCUGGAAAGCAACUCGAGGAUGGCCGAACUCUAGCUGAUUAUAACAUCCAGAAAGAAUCCACCCUCCACUUGGUUCUACGUUUGAGAGGUGGGAUGCAGAUUUUUGUCAAAACGCUCACCGGAAAGACUAUUACUCUUGAAGUUGAGAGUUCCGACACCAUUGAUAACGUGAAGGCAAAAAUUCAGGACAAAGAAGGAAUUCCCCCAGAUCAGCAGAGGCUGAUUUUUGCGGGAAAGCAGCUCGAGGAUGGCCGAACUUUGGCUGAUUAUAAUAUUCAGAAGGAGUCUACACUCCACCUGGUUCUCCGCCUUAGGGGUGGUAUGCAGAUUUUUGUUAAAACUCUUACAGGAAAGACAAUCACCUUGGAAGUUGAAAGUUCAGACACAAUCGAUAAUGUGAAAGCAAAGAUACAAGACAAGGAAGGUAUUCCUCCAGAUCAGCAGAGAUUGAUAUUUGCAGGAAAGCAGCUUGAGGAUGGACGAACAUUGGCUGACUACAAUAUCCAGAAAGAAUCCACUUUGCACUUGGUCCUCCGCCUCCGUGGUGGAAUGCAAAUCUUUGUCAAGACCCUUACUGGAAAGACUAUAACUCUGGAGGUUGAGAGCUCUGAUACAAUUGACAAUGUGAAGGCGAAAAUUCAGGAUAAGGAAGGCAUUCCUCCCGACCAGCAGAGGUUGAUAUUUGCUGGAAAGCAACUUGAGGAUGGCAGGACAUUGGCUGAUUACAACAUCCAGAAAGAGUCUACUCUUCAUUUGGUCCUCAGGCUUCGCGGUGGGAUGCAGAUUUUUGUAAAGACCCUCACUGGAAAGACCAUCACCCUUGAGGUGGAGAGCUCUGAUACGAUUGAUAAUGUCAAAGCCAAAAUACAGGAUAAGGAGGGGAUCCCACCAGACCAGCAGAGGCUUAUUUUUGCUGGGAAGCAACUUGAAGAUGGCCGCACCCUGGCAGAUUACAACAUUCAGAAAGAGAGCACUCUACAUCUUGUCCUUCGCCUACGAGGUGGAAUGCAAAUAUUCGUGAAGACGCUGACGGGCAAGACAAUCACACUUGAGGUGGAAAGUUCUGAUACCAUUGACAAUGUGAAAGCUAAGAUUCAAGACAAGGAGGGGAUCCCACCUGAUCAGCAGAGGCUCAUCUUUGCAGGAAAGCAGCUUGAGGAUGGUCGCACACUGGCAGAUUACAAUAUCCAGAAGGAAAGCACCCUGCAUCUUGUUCUUCGCCUUCGUGGUGGUCGUGUUUAGUGGCUUCAUUGGUAAUGGUAGGUUCAAAUUGGGUCUUUUAUCGUUUGUGUUAAGGUUUGUUGAACAGUACUAUAAGUCUCCUUGUUUUUGAUAUGAUGGUACUUGAAGUAUGGUGUGAGUAGUAAUAUGUUUGAUAUGGUUAUGUUUGUCGCAUUUUAUUCUAUGGAACGUUUCCUCUUUGACUGGU
Molecule: messenger RNA, 1846 nt
Organism: Juglans regia (Persian walnut)
Lineage: Eukaryota; Viridiplantae; Streptophyta; Magnoliopsida; Fagales; Juglandaceae
Product: polyubiquitin-like
Exons: 2
Coding region: 283-1659 (458 amino acids)
Biological process (GO): protein ubiquitination; modification-dependent protein catabolic process
Cellular component (GO): nucleus; cytoplasm
Molecular function (GO): ubiquitin protein ligase binding; protein tag activity
Source: RefSeq, a predicted model, not a curated record